UGCAAUGACCUGGAAAAGCCUGGGCAGUUCCUUCGACAUUUCGUCCAUUUACACGGUGAAAACAGGCGCCCGAAGCCCACCGGAGGAAGCCAAAGUGCAGGGCAAGGACUUGCCAUCCAAGACAGAUGUGGGUGUGGAACACAUUUUGGAUCCCAGCACGGGACUUGGAAUUAACUGGGCCAUCCUGGCGUGGCACUGGACCAUGGUCUUGGUCUUUUUGCUGACUUACUUCGUUUUGACCUUCUGGACCACUCCUAUGGAGGAAAAGUCCAACAUCCCAUGGUUGACGCUGUUUCAGAAGCUCAUCGUUUUGUGGAAUCUCUGGGAAGCUUUUUGGCUGGGUGUCAAGUCUGGGCCGCUGAGCGCCAAAGUGAAUCCACCAUUCCAGGACUGGUGGUAUCGAUUUACAGUUGGGUCCAUGAAGUACAAUGCUCCAUUCAUGCCUUGUUUGCCAAUGAAACGGAACUACCUGGAUAUCUUUGUCGAGGGUUUCCUGAUGUAUGCCCUGACCAUCCGUGUCCUUUGGGCGCAAGAAGUGACGCCAGAGCUGAUACAACCCUUGGCGGCAUGUUUGUUCUACGUUUGCUCUGGAUGGUGCAAGAUUGGACCUUGGUUCAAGUAUUUGAAUGUGAGCAACUUGUGGUCUGCAAAGUUCAUGGUGAGUGUACCGUGGUCAGACUGGUUUCGAAGAACUAUGUACAAAGGAUACAAAAGUGCAGAUGCUGAUUAUAGCCUGACGCGAGCUGCCAAAGUCUUCUCAGUGCUGUGUGCUUUCUGUGAAACCCUGGGAGCAUUGUUGGUGCUCUCCAACGAUCCCAUCAUUGUUCAAUGCGGCAUUUUCUUCAUUUGCGCGAUGCACCUCUACAUUAUCUCGACCCUGAUUAUUGAUGUGUUCACUUGGAACUUUGUGGAUGCUUUGAUGUAUUGUUACAUCUUCGGACUCUAUGGGCCCUCAGUAGGCGAGGCAAUGGGUUUCCAGUGGAGCCAACUCCCUCAGAUGCACCCUGUGAUCAUUGCGGUUCUGCUUGCCCAUGUUUCCUACAGCAUCUAUGGGAAUUUGGUCCCGACCCAUGUUCCGUUUGUGGUGGCUCACCGCCACGCUGCCGGCAAUUUCGCCACGGGCACGUUGUUGGUGAAGCACAGCGCCGCCGCGAAGCUCCGGAAGGUCGUGGCACAUAGCGGCUGCCAUGUGGUGAAGGGGGCCGCGCCCGGAUGGAUGGGAGAGUGGCGUGGAUUCCAUUCGUCGAUGGCCUACUUCUGGUUGUGGAAUAUGCCGCAUCGGAUGCUGCUUCCAUUGACCUACAGUCAGGUCAUGGGCAACGAGGAGUCGUACACCAUGUUGCACUCUGUCGCGGUCUUCGAUGCGCUGUGUGCGCAUCUCCGCUUCGACGGCCUUAGCAAUUUAGCCUUGGUGCGAGAACUGGGCAACGUGUGUGGCUUCGAGGAGGGCGAAUGCACGCUAUGCUGGGUUGGUGCAUUCCCUUCCUUUCCACAGCUUUGUAGCAGCAUGGCCAGCUGGAAGGUGGUGGAUAGCGUCAAAGGUGUAGUGCGAGAAGGAAGCUACACGGUGCAGGACGUGGAAGACCCUGCAUACAAGAAGCCGUCGGACUGCAAAAACAUCAGCCUCUUCCAAAAGCUGUCUCUCACGAAAGCUUUGGUGUUUUAAACGAUUUGGAGGUUUCCUAAAAUUGGGAUACCUCCAAAUCAUCCAAGUCAUUAGAUAAGACUAUUUUAGAUUGAAACCUAUAGUUUUAGGGAUCCCCCAUUUUCAGAACCCCCCAUGUGGCAUUUGUACAAAAAUGAAAACUUGCUGUUUUGUGACGCCGGGGAGUUUGCGCCUGGGGGUGCACGAACUCUCCUUAAAGGGCCACCAAACAACAUGUAGAGAUACACGUCACGACAGGCCCAGGACACUGGGCCUUUGCAGCUGACCAAAUGCAGAAAA
Molecule: messenger RNA, 1945 nt
Organism: Cladocopium goreaui
Lineage: Eukaryota; Dinophyceae; Suessiales; Symbiodiniaceae
Source: the annotation of a GenBank genome assembly